Ciona intestinalis (vase tunicate) is the source of this 2218-nucleotide messenger RNA. The record is from RefSeq and is a predicted model, not a curated record. Lineage: Eukaryota; Metazoa; Chordata; Ascidiacea; Phlebobranchia; Cionidae.
UGUUCUUUAAAGGUUUAUUAGGUUUUCUACGCACUUAAAAUUUGCACAAAAUCUGUAUAAAAUGUUUCAUGUUUCCGCAAUUGUAUGUAUAUUUCUUCUCUGUUCAAAUAACGUUAGAGGUCAAGAACUUGUUAAUUCCCAAGAAGGGGAAUCCCGUAUGGACGAUUAUGAAUAUACACUGGAAUGCCUGGCUGAUGAGAAAGCUUGCGCUGAUGGCGAAAAUUGUGUCAGGAAAGUGAAAGUUUGUGACGGAGCGUUUGAUUGCCCCGACAAUUCUGACGAGUCAAACUGUACAGCAGGCACCACACAAGCCCCAACCACCACAACUACUGAAGAUUAUUCUUAUUACCAAAGUUGCACCGGGGCUGAUGAGUUUGACUGUGGAGAGAAUAUUUGUAUUCUAAGAUCCAAGUUGUGCGAUGGAAACUUUGAUUGCCCGGAUAGUAAUGAUGAAGAUGGAUGUCCCACAACCACAGCACCCAAUACAACAACAGCUGCAACAACGGCACAAUCCACAACCACUGAGGCAGAUUACGGGGGUUGUGGGGAAGAUGAGUUCGAAUGUGGGACGGGUGUUUGUAUAGAGGUUGGUAUACGAUGCGAUGGAAGGGAUGAUUGUGGCGACUUCUCGGAUGAAGAAAACUGCCCAACACCCACCACCACCACAGCCUCACUAACUUCUACAACCUUCGCUGAAUACGAUACUUGUGAUGCCGACCAGUUUGAAUGCUUAAGUGACGGGGUUUGCAUUCAACUCUCAUCUAAGUGUGAUGGGAGGUCUGACUGUAGUGACAACUCAGAUGAAAACAAUUGUCAAGCAGCAGCCACCACCACCACAGCCUCACUAACUUCUACAACCUUCGCUGAAUACGAUACUUGUGAUGCCGACCAGUUUGAAUGCUUAAGUGACGGAGUUUGCAUUCAACUCUCAUCUAAGUGUGAUGGGAGGUCUGACUGUAGUGACAACUCAGAUGAAAACAACUGUCAAGCAGCAGCACCCACAACAACAGAUUCUACGACAGCAGAAGUAACAACCCCCACCACCCCAUCCACAUCAAUGGAAACAUCAUUCACACCCCGACCAACCACGGCGUCGACCCCAACUUGUGUGUUCGAAGGAACGGUUUAUCCUGCAGGUUCGACCAUCAAAGCCAACAACUGUACGGAGGUCACAUGUUCAAAUACCGGGAAAUUGUUAACUUGGAACAACCCUGAUCCUGCUGCUUGUCACGCAUCAGUGGUUACCCCUACUAUGGGAACAUAUAUCAUCUUGAUUGCUUUCCUCAUGUUUUGGCAAAGUUAAUUCAUUUCUACGCUGGAGUUACUAACUGGAAAGAUUCAAAUUUAAAAACAAAUUUCAGCAAAAACAAUUCUUGAAACUUUCUAUUGCUUGAAACUGUUUCUAAACUCCAACAUUUUUUUUUAAUCCAUUAUUUUUUAAUUUUGAUUUUUCUGGAGUUUUACAUUAUUUUGUUAAUUUUAAAGUUUUUUGUUGUUUUUAGCUAUUUCCACGGUACUAUAGCAUCGCGUCAUCAUAUUUUAUUUCCUUCUUCUGCAUGCACAACAUAAUCAUUGCUUUAUUUGUAAUAUCUGCUUCAUACUUGUCAAUCAAAUACUUAUAAAAAGUUACUUCAUAACUGAACAGUGAGCAUGAGGUGUAUGAGGCCACCAUGUAUGUAAAAUCCUCCCCCCAAAAAACAUUUGUGGUAACUUGUAAGCGGGUACGAGGUGUAUGAAACAGAACACCCCUGUUAUAACGACUGUCAUUGCCCCGCCAUGCGAGGAUAAAUAGAUUACAUUUAUACAUUCAUUCAUAUAUGGUGUGCAACACCCAUGUAUUACCCCUCACCCCAUACUUUUGUUUAUUUUAUUCAAUAUUUUAACUGUUGUUGAGCAACAUUCCACCAGGGCAGGCCCUUUUUUUGUUAACCAUUUGUUUUAACGCAGUGAGCACUUAAUAUUUCAUUCAUUAAUUGGAUAAUUACUUUAACCAUAUAAAACAAAUAAUCUUGUAGAUAAUUUGCAAAAUUUCUGUAAUUAUUUUAAACUUAUUUUUUUAAUUGACGAUGUAUUUUGUAUUUUUCCAUUAUUGAGGUGCCAAUCAAGUUCUAACAUGUUUGUUAUAUUUGAUAUCUAUGCUCACACCUCAUCCCAUCCAUUCUAUGCAAUAAAUCUGCAAUUGCUUUGCGCUUAAAAUAAAUUCAUUUAGGCAACCUAA